Messenger RNA from Chrysoperla carnea, 2110 nucleotides. RefSeq names its product heat shock 70 kDa protein-like. The record is from RefSeq and is a predicted model, not a curated record. Gene Ontology annotation, cellular component: cytoplasm. Gene Ontology annotation, molecular function: heat shock protein binding; misfolded protein binding; ATP hydrolysis activity. The transcript has 6 exons. NCBI's taxonomy places the organism in Eukaryota, Metazoa, Arthropoda, Insecta, Neuroptera, Chrysopidae. Gene Ontology annotation, biological process: protein refolding; cellular response to unfolded protein. The coding region runs from base 71 to 2104 and encodes 677 amino acids.
UAAAAAUUACCUUUUAAAUAAGUUUCAUACAAAAAAAGUACCAAGAAAUGUUUUAAAAUUGAAAGAAAUAAUGGAUAAAAAAUCAUUAAAACUACCAGCAAUUGGAAUAGAUUUAGGUACAACAAAUUCAGUGGUUGCAACAAUUAUAAAUAAUAAAGCAGAAAUUAUCACAAACGAUUUUGGUAACCGUGUAACACCAAGUGUUGUUGCAUUCACUGAAAUUGAACGUUUAACUGGCGAUGCGGCAAAAAAUCAAAUGAUAUUGAAUCCAUUGAAUACCAUAUUCGAUGUAAAACGUAUUAUUGGACGUAACUUUGAUGAUCAAACGUUACAAUUCGAUAUGAAAACAUGGCCAUUUGAAGUGAUUGAUGAUGGAAACAAUAAUCCGUUGAUACGAGUAGAAUAUAGAAAUGAAGUGCGUACAUUUUCACCAGAAGAACUAAGUGCUAUGAUUUUAUUAAAAAUGAAACAAGUAGCUGAAAUGUAUCUAGGUUCUGAAGUCCGAGAUGCUGUUAUAACUGUUCCAGCAUAUUUUAAUGAUUCACAACGACAAGCUACCAAAGAUGCAGCAUUGAUAGCAGAUUUGAAUGUUUUACGUUUAUUAAAUGAGCCAACUGCAGCAGCAUUGGCAUAUGGAAUUCAUGACCCUAAAAAUCAUGGAACAAUUACUUCUGGUAGUGAAAUGAACAUUCUUGUAUUUGAUUUAGGUGGUGGAACAUUUGAUGUCUCCAUUUUAACGGUUGAUAUAAGUGGAGGUCUACAAUUUACAGUUAAGUCCACUGCAGGUGAUACCCAUUUGGGUGGUGAAGAUUUCGAUAAUCGUCUAUUAAUACAUUUAGCCGACGAAUUUCAACGUAAAUAUGGUAAAGAUUUACUAUCAAAUUCUCGAGCAAUAAGACGUUUAUCCGUUGCCGUUGAAAAAACUAAACGGAUAUUAUCAUCCGUGACAGAGACGUCUAUUGAAGUGGAUGCCAUUAUGGAUGGGCUUGAUUUUUACGUGCGUAUAUCACGUGUAAAAUUUGAAGAAAUAUGCAUGGAUUUAUUCCAACGUACUAUAUCAAUACUUGAACAAGCAUUAAAUGAUGCACAAUUAACACGAAAUCAAAUUGAUGAAAUUCUAUUGGUUGGGGGCUCAACCAGGAUACCCAAAAUACAAUCAUUAUUACAAAAAUAUUUUAAUGGGAAAACAUUAAAUUAUUCAUUGAAUCCUGAUGAAUCUGUGGCUAUUGGUGCAUCAAUACAGGCUGAAAUAUUAAUGGAAGAUAAAUUUGCAAAUCGAGAAUUCGCUAAAAAUGUGCAAUUAAUUGACGUAAUACCAUUAUCCUUAGGUAUAGAAACUGCUGGGGGUGUAUUUACAAAAUUAUUGGAACGUAAUACAAAAAUACCAACGUCUAAAACACAAACUUUUACAACUUUCACCGAUAAUCAACCAGCGGUUACAAUACAAGUAUAUGAAGGAGAAGAUGAAAUGACAUUAAAUAAUCAUUUAUUGGGUACAUUUAACUUAAAUGGGAUACAACCAGCAAAAAAAGGAGUACCUUUAAUACAUGUUACAUUUUCAAUUGAUAAUAAUGGUAUAUUAAAUGUUCAUGUUCAAGAUACUAAAACAGGUAAUGAAAAAUCAGUCUUAAUUAAAAAUGAGCGCUUAACAAAUCAAGAACUUCAACUAAUGAUGGAAGAAUUUGAAAAAUUACAUGUAGAAGAAAUCGAACGUCGGCGAACAAUGAACACUAAAAAUAAAUUAGAAGAUUAUUUACUUAAUUUAAAAUUAGCAAUAUUUCAUAACCAAGAUACGACAGGACCAUCUCAUUCACAUCUCAAUGUGAAUAAAUUAACCGAUGAUGAUCGAUUAUUUAUCACCAAUGAAUGUAAUCAAGUUUUAGCAUGGUUACAGAGUGAAACAGACAAUGAUCAUAUUGCAUACAGUGUAAAAUACCGUGAGUUUAAAGGGAAAUUAAAAGAUAUUAUAUCAAAAAUAGCAAUAGACGGUACCAGUUUUAUAACGGCUAUUGAGUCAGUUACGUCUCGUGUAGAUGGUCAACAAUUCGAUUCACCUGUCGUUGAUGGAGAAGUUGUUGAUAGAAUGCGUAAUCGAACUGAAUAAUAAAAA